AUGAUAGUGACUGUGAUUGCGUACUACUACGUUCUUUACGAAUAUUUGCGAAUAUCGAUUGAAAUUGAUUUUGGAAGGCACGCCUGCCUCUCGUCCAAAACGCUCCUUCCUCCCCACAUUCACUCGAGUGGAAAGAGCCCCGCGAAACGGGUGAUUUGUGCCCCGCAUUUCCCGCCAGGAACCCAAGCUUUCCGAAAAGGGCCACAAACCCGCACAACCUUGGCUUGGAAGUAG
Parascedosporium putredinis is the source of this 234-nucleotide messenger RNA. The record is from the annotation of a GenBank genome assembly. NCBI's taxonomy places the organism in Eukaryota, Fungi, Ascomycota, Sordariomycetes, Microascales, Microascaceae.